GUUCAUACACUACCUAAAUAAAUUAUUACGAAGAAAAUUUUUAAAGUAAAGCAAUUAAGAAAAUCAUUGAAAUGGAAGAAGCAGACAACAAUAAUGAAGAGAAGAGAACUAAGUCUCGCAGUCCCUCGCCAGAGAUCAAAUCAACAGCAGUGGUGAAGUACACUGCAUUCCAGAGUCCAGUGGGGUAUGCUCGUCUACAGUGUAACACCGAUCUCAACAUGCCACCGUCUAACUGGGGAGCAGCCAUCGACUCCUACGGACUUAAGCAGAUCUUGACUAGAGGCACAGGGCUAUCCAGUUUUCGAAUGGCUCACAUGUUCCCGGACUGUGUGGGUGAGGUCGAUGUCAUAUCUGGUGCUGAAUGUAUCAAGAAAUUGCUCAAGUUACCUUAUCAACCCAAUGGCACUGUUAGUAUGAUGGUGCACCGAGUCGAGAAUACCCUGCUACUGGACGAUUUCGACGUUUACGACUACCUGAUGAAGUCGGAGUGGUCCUGGCUGAAGGAUUUCUUUUACGAGAACAUAUUAAAGACUAUGUCUGAACAGGAGCGCACGUUGCUCCGCCUGGGCCCGGCGAGCAGCGCGCUGACCCACAAGUUCCUGUCGCACAGCGUGGCCGAGCCCCCCGCCGCGCCGCCCCCGCUGCCCCCCGCGCCCGCCUGCAUCACCGGUCCGUUUCUCCCGGAGCCGGAGACCAGGCAGGAAGAGCCCCCUAACGUCCACCUGUACAACAGAAACGUUCUAUGGACUUUCGAGGACAUCCACAUGCUGAUCGGCAGCGACCUCCCGAUCUUCGGCGACAAGGACCGGCCCUGCGUCAGUCUCCGGCUGCGCGACGCCAGGGAACCCAUCAACGUGCUAACCGGGAUCGACUACUGGCUGGACAACCUGAUGUGCAACGUGCCUGAGGUGCUGAUGUGCUACCACUUAGAUGGUAUAGUCCAGAAAUACGAGCCGAUGAAGACCGAGGACCUGCCCAACAUGGAGGAUUCAAGAUUUUCGCCGAAAGUCAUAAGGAACGUUGCCCAGAACAUACUUUCGUUUUUGAAGUCGAACGCUACGAAAGCGGGUCACACGUACUGGCUCUUCAAAGGGCCUCACGACGACGUGGUCAAGCUGUACGACCUCACGUCGCUGUGCCCCGACACGCUGGACAACCCCUUCACGACGCCCGUGGCCAUGCUGCUGUACCGGGUCGCCAGGAAUAUGAGGCUGACGAACCGCACGAAGCACGUGCGCCAGCUGCUUGAGCACGUGGUGGAGCUGCUGAAGGUGGAGAGGUACCCGCAGAUAGUGGCCUCCUCGCACUACAUGCUGUCCGACCUGUACGUGCCCGCCACCACCAACCCGGCCUGCCCAGACUUCAAAGAUGAAAACUCCGACUCCGACAACGAAGAUGCCGAUUUCAUGAGCCCGGAGUAUUCCGAUAGGGGACAGAUGUACGAAAACUUAUCCACUGAUAAACCUGCCGAGGAGAAAGAGAUACAAGAUAAGAACGACAAUGAGUGCGAGAAAGAAGAAGCGAUAGAGAAGGCUCUCGCCGUGCAGAUCAGGGGACUGGAGCUUAGAGAUAUCGGGGAUCGCGUGAGGAACAGCAUCGGGGAGGAGAAAGGCAAGGCGUCGGGCUCCAGCGGUCUGGGAGUGGCCGUGCCUGCGCGCUGCGGCCGGGCGCUCCUGCACGCGCUGCGGGGGCUUCUAGCUCUGCACAACGUCACCAUCGACAAGUGCAAGCAGGAGGAGAGGGAGCGACUCAAGCAGCAGAUCAUCGUCGAAGAACAACACCCCAAAAUGGCGAACCCAUACGAACCGAUCAAAAUGAACUACGAGCCAAUCAAUAAAGAGCUCAAAGAACGCUCCCGGGGCCGGAGACGUAAACGAGACCGAAAGAACAGCGAGAAGACCAAUAAGUUGAGCGAAAAGCCGCCCGAUACGAGUGGCUCGUUAGUGGAAACGAAACCCAUAGACAAGAACGCCAUUUUGAUUCGGAAGGAGAAGAAAGUGUUUCCGUCGUGGCACGAACCGAACAGGGACGACAACUUUGCUUGGAAGCUACAUCUGAAAACGUUGCUGUAUGAGAAGAUAUGCUUAGCGUGCGCCACCCUCGCUGAGUACAGCUACGUCAACGAGCAGUACGGCUUCUCCUUAAAGUACAUCGAUAUAGCAUCCAAGUGCCAGAAGCUGCUGAGCAACAUGAUCAUCAAGAGUAAAGUGGUGGACGCCAGCUGCCUCCUGGGCAGGGUGGGCGAUAAUUAUUUUCAGCUGAGCAAGCACUGGGGGAGUCUGGACACGUACAGGAAGCAAUUCGAGACGGACCACGACACGGACAGCGGGCUGAAGGCGGAGAUCGAGAGCGACAUGACCGAGGAGGUCGAGGGUGUCGCUUCGGAUGACUUUGACCUAGAUAUAAGCUUACCGACAAGUGAGACCUCGGCGAUGAUUAUGUCGUGUGACUACUACAGGCGCGCCGUGAGGGUCACUCACGACAAGAGGGAUGAGCUGCUGAGGAGGCUGGCCUCGGUCCUCAACGAGCUCGCCGUCAGAUACAUGAACGACGCCCAGCAAAUUUACAUGAAAUACGCCGAGGAAACGGAUCAAAAAGCGCCCAAAGCUAAGCUACUGUACAAGCAGUUCCAGACCAUGUCCAAGAAAUCAUUGGAGUGUCUGAACGAAGCCACCGAGACGUUCCGAAUGGUCAAUGACAUACCCAAUCUGGCGCUGUUGUACUGCAACAAGGGGAGGUACCUCAGGUUCAAGGCGCAUUGCGACCAAGGGGGUUUCAAUGCAGAGAAGCGCAGCCUGUACAGCCAGGCCGAGGAGUUGUACCAGUCGGCGCUGCGGCUGCUGGGUCCGCGCGAGGCGUGCGCGUGGGGCAGCGUGUGGGAGCUGGUGUGCUGGGAGCUGUCCUGCCACCUGUACACGCGCGCCGUGCUCAUGCAGGACCAGCCCGGCCUGUACGCGCUGGAAGUUCCCGAGGUGUCGGAGGCGUUCAAGCACGCGCUGAAGUACUGCCCCACGAGCCCCGGGCCGCGCCAGUACCUGUACCAGUUCCGCGCCGCCAUGAUCUACCACAAGCUGGGCUCCCUCUACCACGCGCAGUACAGACUGACGUCAGAGGACGGUCCCCGACGGCGCACCCUCGUGACCAGCACGAGCUCGUACUACGCGCAGGCCGCCAACAUGUUCGCUGCGCUUGAGGACGCCGCCAUGUUCCUCACCGUGCAGUGUGAGCACGUCGCGCUCAUGGAGACUCAAGCCGCAGUGUCGCCGAGCUUGAAGCUGAAGUCUAUCCAGACGGCCAUACAGCUGCUGCGUCAGUGCCAGUCCGUGAUGCGGCUGCUGAGGGACCGCGCCCCGGAGGAGCAGCCCCCUCAGCGACCCGAGGAGGGCGAGGAGCGCGCCACCAGCUCCGAGCGCAGCCUCCUGGCGCUGUACGAGAGCCGCCUGCACCACGCGCUGCGGAGCGCCAUCCAGUACUGCCGCGCCAAGGCCAACAGGGACUACGAGAGGCUCGCCCACAUGUACAAGAGCCUCUACAGCGCCAGUCUCAAGAUACAGAGGAGCGACGACGUCAAGGCCUUCGCGGCCAGCAUAUGCGACGUCUUGAUGUCCAUGGACAGCAUAUGUAAAGAAUACGAAUAACGUAAUUUAUCACAAUGGAGGGCACAAUGCCCACAUGCCUCAAAGUGUCUCAAGACAAAACCGUUUUAUGUUGCUUAGUAGAUUACGUACCGGAAGAAACAGAGUAUGCUCUAUGACCCGUGUUGGCUGGCGACAUAGCCUAUCAUCAGUAAACCGCGUUUUAAGUUACAUAUAUUUACUAAAAAAAAUCGAGUCGAUUCAACAACACGAGAGCUUUGACAAUGGAGAAUGGUCUAUAAUAACGACGGAUGGAAUCGGAAAUGUCGUAACUUACAUUUUGGGUUAAACGACUUUUUAUCUUAUUAUAUUAUAUUUAAGGUUCUAGUGUCAAGUUGAGUUUUUUAAGUUACGACAAUUGCGCUUUCUUCCUUCAAUAUAUAAAUAUGUACUUACAUAUGAAAACACAAAGACCCAUUUACCGGUAUGUUUGUUGGCGCUUUUCCUCAUUUUCUUCGCAUUCUUCAUUCCUAUCGCUGAGUCUGUGUGAGCUAUUGGAAAGUCCGUUUUUAUAUUUUCAAAUAAUUUAAUAGCAAAACAAAAGAGAAAAUGGAAUACAUAAAAUGAAUCCAAGGCUUGAGGUGUUAGCGAUUGCGAAUCAAUAUUGAUUACCGGACGGACGUUAGUUUAAUUAACUAUUGAUUAAACUUUUAAUAAGAACCAAAGCCCGCAAUCGAAAUCGAAUUGACUCGCCGGGGCGUUGACCUCGCGCGUCAGCUGAACUGCGUUAAAUGAUUAUGAAAAAUCGUAUUGUGUAUGUCUCGUUUUUGUCGAUGUUCCAAACAAUAAUUAAUUAAUCGAAUAGAUAUGUGUGAGUGGAGAAAUCUGCUCUUAAAUUUCGGAAUAGGUCCAUAGAGGCAGCGUAAUUACUAAUAUUACUAUAUCCAUUUAUGUUUUAAUUACACUACAACCCAGUAUCGAUUAACUGAACAUGAAUGAUAGUUAUUGUCUCUUGAGAACACAUCUUAGAAACUUUAUUCUCUUCGAUGGGUAUAUCGAUAAUAUCGUAUCAGGUCUCGGAAAUACUAUCUAUUCUAAUAUCCGUGAACGAAUCUAAUACUUGCUCUAAACAGUAGCUAUUCCCCUUUGGAACUCAUCUUAGAAACUUUACGGAUGUAUCCAAUAAUAUCGUAUCAGUUCUCGGAAAUACUACCUAUUCUAGUAUCCGUGAACGAAUCUAAUACUUGCUCUAAACAGUAGCUAUUCCCCUUUGGAACUCAUCUUAGAACUUUACGGAUGUAUCCGAUAAUAUCGUAUCAGUUCUCGGAAAUACUACCUAUUCUAGUAUCUGUGAACGAAUCUAAUACUUGCUCUAAACAGUAGCUAUUCCCCUUUAGAACUCAUCUUAGAACUUUACGGAUGUAUCUGAUAAUAUCGUAUCAGUUCUCGGAAAUACUACCUAUUCUAGUAUCUGUGAACGAAUCUAAUACUUGCUCUAAACAGUAGCUAUUCCCCUUUAGAACUCAUCUUAGAACUUUACGGAUGUAUCCGAUAAUAUCGUAUCAGUUCUCGGAAAUACUACCUGUUCUAGUAUCCGUGAACGAAUCUAAUACUUGCUCUAAACAGUAGCUAUUCCCCUUUAGAACUCAUCUUAGAACUUUACGGAUGUAUCCGAUAAUAUCGUAUCAGUUCUCGGAAAUACUACCUGUUCUAGUAUCCGUGAACGAAUCUAAUACUUGCUCUAAACAGUAGCUAUUCUCAAAAUUUUCGAAUCGAUUUUUAGUUUAUUUACUGGUGAUGGGGUAUUCUUCCCUCGUACCGUCAAGUCGGUUAGGAGGUUGAGGGUAUGGUCGCUGUGUUAUUUUGACUUGGAUAGCGAGGAAACUAAUAUGUAUUUUAAAAAUAAUCGUAUAGCAAAUUACUAACAGGUAUUUGCUUGUUACUUGCGAGAAGCCGAACGUGACAAGGUCGUCAAAAACAUUGUUAUUGACAUGAUUAAUGUGCAGUAAAUUAAUCAAAUAGACUAGUUUUAUGAUCUGUGUGUCCGAAGACUGUUAAUGUAGUUAAUGUGUUAAUAUAGUUGUAAGUUUUGUAGUUAUGUGAUAAAAUAUAUUUU
Messenger RNA from Bombyx mandarina (wild silkworm), 5691 nucleotides. RefSeq names its product erythroid differentiation-related factor 1. Gene Ontology annotation, biological process: positive regulation of DNA-templated transcription. The record is from RefSeq and is a predicted model, not a curated record. Lineage: Eukaryota; Metazoa; Arthropoda; Insecta; Lepidoptera; Bombycidae.